Messenger RNA from Dreissena polymorpha, 3476 nucleotides. RefSeq lists its product as uncharacterized. The record is from RefSeq and is a predicted model, not a curated record. Gene Ontology annotation, molecular function: DNA binding. The transcript has 2 exons. Gene Ontology annotation, cellular component: nucleus. NCBI's taxonomy places the organism in Eukaryota, Metazoa, Mollusca, Bivalvia, Myida, Dreissenidae. The coding region runs from base 49 to 1662 and encodes 537 amino acids.
CCUACGUAUUGUUUACGACGACUCGCGCGUAGCUGUCAAUCUCCGAAAAUGCGUCACAAACAGAAAUUCCCAAUGAAAAGAGUUAAAAAACAUAAGGGGUACUCUCCAUCAGCAAUCACAAAUGCUUACAAACUUGUAAAAGAAACUGGGAUCCCUAUUAAAACUGCUGCUAGACAGUAUGGAGUGCCACAUAACACCCUUCGUGAUAGGGUAAAAGGCCGCGUGGAUCAAGAAACCACGAUGACAGGUUCUGGUCCACUAUUUACAUUGGAAGAGGAGGCAAAGUUAGUAGCACAUAUUAAACUGAUGGCUGAUUUGGGGUACGGUUUUACCAUAACAGAAGUGGUCUCAAAAGCAAGUGACUAUGCAGUCUUUCUUAAGAAGAGAACACGGGACAAACCCUUGACCGUGAAAUGGUUUAAGGGCUUGCGCAGCAGGUGGCCGGAGCUCAGAGUCAUAAAACCAAGGGGGUUAGCUAAAUGUAGGGCAGAAGCUACCAAUGAACAAGCUGUUGAAAGCUAUUUCACAAAUUUAGAAAAUGUGCUGAAAAGCAAAAACCUUAUUGACAAACCUGAGUGUAUAUAUAACAUAGAUGAAAAAGGGUUUCAAACUGAACAUGCCCCACCAUACAUAGUUAGUGGUAAUGCAUCAGCUCCCGCAAUCACCUCUUCACGGACAGCAACAACCACAGUCAUUGGUGGCGGUAACGCAAUUGGGACACAGAUUCCUCCCUUCUUUGUUUUCAAGGGUGCGAGAAUGAAUGAAACAUUAAUGCAAGGUGCUUCUUCAGGAUCAGAUGCAAUUAUGUCAAAGACAGGCUGGUCUAAUUCAAGCAUUUUUCUGGAAUAUUUACAAUCCCACUUCAUCAAGUACAUUCAAAGAUCUGAUCCUAAUCAGCAAAUUAUCAUCAUAUUUGACGGCCACAAAUCUCACAUCAAUGUCCCUGUGUUGGAAUGGGCAAAGAAAAACAACAUAAUUUUGUUUGUCCUUCCAGCACAUACAUCUCACGUGCUUCAACCCCUUGAUGUAGCCUGCUAUGGACCUCUGCAGAAAAUAUAUAAUUAUGCAUGUCAAAAAUUUAUCAGAGAACAUCCAUCUUCAAAAAUCACAAGAUACAAUAUUGCAGAAUUAGCAUCCAAUGCGUAUGUGACAGCAUUAUCCGUGAAUAACCUGAGGGCUGCCUUUGAAAAGACUGGCAUAUUUCCAUUCAAUAGAACUGUGAUAAGUGCUGACGUUUUUAAGCCAUCAAUUCCUUAUGUUGUUCCUCAAGAAAACACAGUGGCUUCUGACACUCAGCCAUGCAUUGACAAUUACUUUACAACUGCUGAAAACAUAAUUGAAAUGAAGAAAGCACACCAUACACUAAAAAAGACUUUAAGAAAUAAUGUGUCUGGUCAGGAAAUAACCAGUGAUUGCAUAAAUCAAGAAAUAUUAUCACAGCCUUUACCACGUUCCAAAGAUACACCAGUCUUUCCUAUCAACAAAAGAAAACAAACAAAAACAAAUGAAACAAAUGUCAAUCAAAGUAAUGCCCCCUUCCAAAACCUCUUCCUGGACCUUCGCACAUUGGCAUCUGUGAUACUGAUAGUCAGUCUUCUGAAGAUGAUGUUUCUGAAGAAGACAAAUGUUGUGUGUGUAAACUUUUUCAACCCAAGGAACUGAAAAACUGUGUUUCCCUUGUGUUUACAAAAUGGGCACAAUGUGAUCACCAAAACUGUGGACAUUGGACACACUUGAUUUAUUGCUGCAAACAGAAAGUUGUUCGGCGGAAUGAUGUCUUCGAAUGCCCAUGUCAUAAAAGUGAAGAGUAAAAAUACUAAAACUGAAAUAAAAACAUAUAUUUGUUCUAAAAAACAUUGUUAUAAAUCAAGUUUUAAUGUUAUUUUCUAGUUUCAUAAAAAAACUGAACAAAAUCUGCUUAGAAUUGUGAAUUUAAAUAGUAAACAAUGAAGGGUUCGAAAGGAGGUACGAUUGUUUUGGCGGCCAUGACAGUUUUACAUGAUAUGGUGGUGCUGAAAACUUAACGCAAAUCUGUUAACAAAAGAGGAUUAACAUAACAAUUAAAGUUGUCAGGUAUGUAGAAACAAUUUAUUUAUCACAUAAAACUCUUACAAAUACGUUUCACUAUUUCCAAUUUUGUUUUUGACAUGUCAAAAAUUAAGAGGUUCGAAAGAUGGUUCGUCCAUGAUACAACAAUAAAUAGUAGAUGUUUUACUUUGUAUGUCAGUAAGUUAAAAGUGUGUAAAAAGAAGAGCUGUUUAUAGACUAAAAUGAACAAUAUCGGCGGGGAUAAAUGCUGAAUCAGGCUUCACGCAGGUGUCUACACAUGUUGUAAAUUUCAAAAUGGCAGCCAUGUUUGUUUUUGGUAUUUUACAGUGCAUGGUUAAACAAGAAUGGUAGUUUGAACACAACCGUCUGUGUUCUACUAGAGUGUGUGACAUUUGGAACGCUGAUUAAAAUUGAAUCGAGGAGUAUAGCGAUAUUUUGUCUCGUUUCUCUUCUUUUGCGCGGAAUUCUUAAGGACUAUUUCGAGUUCCGUAAACGGGAAAGAUCACAAUUUAUAUUACUACGCAAUGUUAGAUUCAGUAAAUUUAAUGGGGUUUUUUUUGCUUUUAUUUUAUCAAUUUAAGACUACUCUUUUAAUUGCAUCAGGAAUAAAUUAAAUAAAAAAUAUAUUGUAGGAUAAAUAGAAAACUAGGUUAGUGUGAUUGUGUACUUAAAUUUAUCCCACUCGUCUCAGAAAGGCUUACAAGGCUCGGCAAGCCUCGCCAUGUAAACCUUUCUUCACUCGUGGGAUAAACUUAAGUACACAAUCACACUGACAUAGUAUUCUCUAUUUCUUUUGCGGUUCGGUGUAUAAAAGCAGACCCAGUUCGAUUAACGUUGACAUAGAAAUAUACAAUUUUUACGGCUUUAAAUAUAAUUCUUAAAAUUUAAGUAUUUUUAAGUAUAACAAUUAAUAAACUUAUCUUUGGAUUUGUUUCUAUUUUAUCUAUUGCCGCAUUGUGUACACACCGGUAGUGCACAAUGCCGCAGAAAAGGGAUGUCCCAAUAAAUCGCCUGCUGAUCCGUAUACGGACCAUGGACCAUACCGCCCAGACGAUACGGCCCAGAUUAGCGGACCAUACGGCCCAGAUUAUCGGACAGUACGGCCCGGAUUUGCGGACCAUACGGACCACAUGUUUCUUUACGUCAUGUACAUUAUUCUUAAACACGAAUACACUACAAGACGCUUUUGAAAAUAAAUACAGUAACACGGGAAAUGAAAUAGUUAUUAUUUCUCUCAGAUUUUAAAUUCAUUUUAAUGUUGUCAUCAACUAUUUAUGUAAGCAGUACACAUCUCGCAAACAUUCACUUUAAUCGACAGAAUAUAUUUUAAUAAAGUUGUAAAUUAAUACUUAUUAAAUUUAAAACAUGCCGCGUGGUGAAAACAGCAAUAAAAAUUUAUAACAUAAUUAUUAAAUUUAAUACAUGCC